AUGUCACCAAUUAGAUCUACAAUAGUUUGGGGCGAAGUUUGUUUAAGACACAUAACUUCUGUUGACCUCUGGACAAAUGCCCAUGUUAGUUUGUUGGAUUUGUCCCCCCGCAUGUCUCUUGUUUAUCUUCACGGUAAUGAGGCGGAAGAUCGAUGCGGCAUAUUCUGGAAAAAAAUUAGCCAUACGGUGCAAACACAGAGCAAAGAAGACGAAUGGACAGGUGGACGGAUAAGUGAAGAGCUAAAAGAUGAACGGAAAGUAUCUGCGCAAACAUGGACAGACAAAUGGACGGACAAGCGGACGGCGGGCCGUCGGAGAGAGAAACACCAGCAUGAACGCAUUAUUUGUGAUAAUGAAUCAGAACCAAUUGCUCUUAAAAGAAACAGUGUCGAUAAAGCCACAGAUUCCACACUUAUUGACCCAAACUGGGAUGCCAUUAUUGAAUGUGUGGACUUGAUACGUGGAGGAGAAGUACCCGUAAAAGCCGCCGCAGCCGCAAUUAAGAAGAGGUACCAUAACGAAAAUCCACAUGUGGCUCACCACGCAUUACUCGUCCUGGAAGCAUGCAUGAAGAACUGUGGUGUCAAGUUUCAUGCUGAAAUUGCAACAAGGGAUUUCAUGGAAGAUUUGAAGAAUCUCUCGCUAGAUACAACACCAGAUAAGGUUAAGAACAAGAUACUAGAAUUGCUGCAGUGUUGGGCAUUAGCUUUCAAAAAUAAACCCGAGUAUAAAAUUGUAGUCGACACUCACAAUUUAAUGAAAUUAGCCGGUUUUGAUUUUCCACAUGUUGCCGAGGCAGAUGCAAUGUUCAUUGCGGAAAGUGCACCGGAAUGGGCAGACGGAGAGGAAUGUUUCAGAUGUCGAACAGCAUUUGGGAUCAUUACACGUAAGCAUCACUGCCGUGCCUGUGGACAAAUAUUUUGCGAUAAAUGCAGCAGCAAACAAAGCUUCUUGCCGCAAUACGGUAUUGAAAAGCAGGUAAGAGUUUGUGAUGGGUGCUAUGAAAAGACAACAGCAAAAAAGACCGAUGUCAGUUGCUUACAAAGUUCAGUACCGCCAUCAUCUAAAGGUGAUAAACCUUUGUCUCUUGAUGCGCGGAAAACAGCUGAGCAACGGGCUCGUGAAUUAAAGCAGGCUGAGGAAGAUGAAAUUAAUUUGGCUAUUGCACUGAGUCAAUCAGAAGCAGAGGCACAGGAACGUGAAAGGCAGCGUCGUCUUUAUGAAUUGUAUAAUGGUAUUGAUACUUUAAACGAUAUUAAAAUUAACGGAAGUACUCAUGAUGGCGAGCUGAAUAAAUCAGUUUAUAAAGGUGCAGCGCCCUCCAUCGCAAGCGAUAUGCCAGCAUCGUCGGGCGUUGCUUAUGUAGAUCCAGAACUGGCGAGAUAUUUAAACCGAGAUUAUUGGCAGCAGAGAAAAAAUGAACAGCGAAAUUCGGUAUCAGCAGUAUUGACGGUUGACGGUCAACAAAAAAUACCAACGCCAACUGCACCACCACCAAGCGAAUCAUCGCGUUGUGCGCCUAGUCAUGACCAUGAUGGUACGGUUUCACUUAUCGCGCCUUCAUUUGCCUCAACCACAAAGCAGCUCGAAAGUGAUACUACCGCAGCAUCUCAUUUUAUUAGUACUGAAGAGGAAGAAACAGCAGAAACAAUGGAAUUUUGUCGACAGCUGGUGGAACAGGUUACUGUCAUGGAUAAUCGAAUUCGUUCCAACGUUGCUCGAAAUCGUUCUGUUGUCAAUGACACUGCAAUACAAUCUUUAUUCAUACGCUUGACCGAGAUGCAUGCCCAAGUAAUGGCACGAAUGAACAAGCUAGAGGAUCAAAGAAAUCAUUUUGAAUCUCUUCAAGAUAGUUUAGCUCAUAUCCAGGAAGCUAGACAAGCCAUAGAUGCUCUCAGGGAAGAUCAUGAACGGCAAAAGCAAGCAAGAAUUAUGGAAGAACAACGUCUGAAACAGAUACAAAUGCAGCAGAAAGUGGAUUUAAUGAGGCAGAAGAAGCAUGAAAUGAUAUUACAUCAACGCCAAAUGGCACUUUUACGCUUCCAGCAACAAGAACAGGAAAUGCAAAUGAAACGAAUGCAAAUGAUGGGACAGAAUAUUCAAAUGAAUCCCACUAGUCAACCCACAGAAAUGCAUUAUAGUCAGAUAAUUGCGGAGCCUACUCAGGCUAUCAUGCAAGGGAACAGCAUUCCCUGUGGUUAUCCACCAAGUGCAUAUGUGGGUCAGGCCCAGUUAAGUUAUGCUAUUCCAACGGCACAGAGUUAUGCAUCUGGUGCGCCUCUGGUACAGGAUGGUGCCGUAGCUGCAACAAUUAAGCAAGGUUCAAACAUUCCAAAUUAUACACCAAUUCAACCCUAUACUGAUCAGGUUUCGGUAGACGUGCAGCAGCUACAAGAGCAGCAACAGUUCUUCAAAUCAGAUGUGCCAACAUCGAACCACCAGUUGAGCGCCUCUCAGAAUUCAUUGCAACUUCUUGCAGCUAGUAAUGCCCCAGCUUACAGUGUUGCUUCCCUGCAGUCUUCUGUUUCACGAGCUUAUCCCGGAUAUCAGCAACCAAUGGAACAACCUGUUGUUACACUUCCAGGUGGACAACAACAGCAGCAGCAACUUCAGGUUACCGUAGCCGGUAUUGGUCACCAAAAGCUUGGUCUUCAGGAACAACAAAAGCCUAGUUUUGUGCCAUCAACGACAAUGCCGACAGUUUCAACUCAGCACACUAAUCGAAUGAUGCAACCCUUUUCACCGUAUUCUCUGUCAAAUGGAAUGAUAGUGGAGCAUCCCGCCCAAAAUAUGCGUUAUUCAGCGCAGUCUCAAGCGAAUGAAGAAACGCGAUCACAGGUCGUAGCGCAGCCAACUGAAGAAUUGCUUAUUUCAUUCGACUAA
Messenger RNA from Acanthocheilonema viteae, 2883 nucleotides. Lineage: Eukaryota; Metazoa; Nematoda; Chromadorea; Rhabditida; Onchocercidae. The record is from the annotation of a GenBank genome assembly.